AUGGCUCCUGGCUUCUCUACUGAACUUACCGUGGGGUGGGUGCCUCGAGACCCCGAUGGCAGCCUGUGCUGCCAGUCAGCAGAGCCCAGACCACGUGCAGAACCUGUCUCGUGGCCGUGCGCCCCUCCUCGCCCAGUGAAAUCACCUCGUUCCCGGGCUCUCCGCGGGGACCAGGUCGGUUUCUCGCGUGGUGCCAUCUGCCCGCUGCGCGCCUCCGCUGACACCUCUCCUCUCCCCGCAGACACAAGCGGUGAGAACAUCGCCGAGUCCCUGGUGGCAGAAGGACUGGCCUCCCGCCGGGAAGGGAUCCGAGCCAACAACCCUGAGCAGAGCAGGCUGGCGGAGCUGGAGGAGCAGGCCAAGAGCGCCAAGAAGGGGAUGUGGAGCGAGGGCACGGGCUCCCACACCAUCCGGGACCUCAAGUACACCAUCGAGAACCCCCGGCACUUCGUGGACUCCAUGCACCAGAAGCCGGUCAAUGCCAUCAUAGAGCACGUCCGGGAUGGCAGCGUGGUGAGAGCCCUCCUCCUCCCGGACUACUACCUGGUCACCGUCAUGCUCUCGGGGAUCAAGUGCCCCACGUUCAAGCGGGAGGCGGACGCCCCGGAGGUCCCCGAGCCGUUUGCGGCCGAAGCGAAGUUUUUCACGGAGUCGCGGCUGCUGCAGAGGGACGUGCAGAUCGUGCUGGAGAGCUGCCACAACCAGAACAUCCUGGGCACCAUCCUGCACCCGAAUGGCAACAUCACCGAGCUGCUGCUGAAGGAGGGCUUCGCCCGCUGCGUGGACUGGUCCAUCGCCGUCUACACCCGCGGGGCCGACAAGCUGCGCGCGGCCGAAAGGUUCGCCAAGGAGCGCAAGCUGAGGAUCUGGAGGGAUUACGUGGCCCCCACGGCGAACCUGGACCAGAAGGACAAGCAGUUUGUGGCCAAGGUGAUGCAGGUGCUGAACGCCGACGCCAUCGUGGUGAAGCUGAACUCCGGGGACCACAAAACCAUUCAUCUGUCCAGCAUCCGACCCCCCCGGCUGGAGGGGGACAGCACUCAGGUUGUUUUGCAAGGACUGCACGAGUGCCUAGCGUGGGUCCGGCAGCUCACGGCAGAGCUGCUGGCGUUGUCCUGAGGCAGGUGCGUGCGC
Messenger RNA from Oxyura jamaicensis (ruddy duck), 1134 nucleotides. Its product is annotated as staphylococcal nuclease domain-containing protein 1-like. The record is from RefSeq and is a predicted model, not a curated record. Gene Ontology annotation, cellular component: nucleus; cytosol. Lineage: Eukaryota; Metazoa; Chordata; Aves; Anseriformes; Anatidae. Gene Ontology annotation, molecular function: RNA binding; nuclease activity. Bases 1 to 1119 code for a protein of 372 amino acids. The transcript has 8 exons. Gene Ontology annotation, biological process: mRNA catabolic process.